Molecule: messenger RNA, 1950 nt
Organism: Pelodiscus sinensis (Chinese soft-shelled turtle)
Lineage: Eukaryota; Metazoa; Chordata; Testudines; Trionychidae
Source: RefSeq, a predicted model, not a curated record
GACUAAAUCGGAAUUUCCCUCUCCCCUGUAGAUUUUCGUUAGGGAUCAGGAAUGUCUUCUGAGCCCACGUCUUCAGCUUCUGAGCAGUCCCCUCCAGGGUCUCCACGUUCUCUCCGCUUGCCCGAAAAUCGCAGAACAAGAGAUCGCUCUCCAUCUCCCAUGCGAGGUUACCUUAUCCCCAGUCCCCUUCCAACCCGACGGACCAGGACUUUUUCAGCGACUGUGCGGGCCUCUGAAGGCCCUGUCUACAAAGGAGUCUGUAAAUGCUUCUGUCGCUCCAAAGGCCAUGGCUUCAUUACUCCUGCGGAUGGAGGGCCAGACAUCUUUGUACACAUUUCUGACAUUGAAGGAGAGUACGUUCCAGUGGCUGGCGAUGAAGUCACCUACAAGAUGUGCACUAUCCCACCUAAGAAUGAGAAGCUGCAGGCUGUAGACGUCAUCAUUACUCAUCUAGCACCUGGAACAAAACAUGAGACCUGGUCAGGCCAUGUUCUCAGUUCCUAAGGUAUCCAGCAUGAUGCUGUACCAUUGAACACACUGCGCAACUGACUUUCACGUUGACAAAUGACUAUUUUAUAUAUUGAGCGGGUAAGGUUGGCAUUGGCCAAAUUACCAUUUUUACAAUAGGCAUGAUACUUAAAAACAGUAUACAAACUCUAAGGGAAAAAAUAGCGUAAGGAAGUUUCCACAAGUUUAUUUAUUAAAAAGAGAAAGAAAAACUAGCCGGGCUUGUCUGCUUUUGUGACCUGAAGGAUAGUAGAUGCCCAAAGAUGUUAGGAACUUGAAAACAGGUCAGCAUGAUAGCUGUUCUAUCAAAAAGGCAGCACUGAGGAACUCCACUUCGAGGCCCAGUAUCUACCUGUAACAUAUUGCUCCCUUGAGCUAAAUUGCUGUAAAUGUGCAGACUGCUCAGGCUUACUGCUAGCAAGGUUCUCAGUAAAUGUACUUGAGACAGCAAGUUUCCUUGCUUCAAUUUGUUUUCUUCACAAGCUAAAUAACAAGCACACUCAAGAAAGGUGUAAUCUAACUGUUAUCAGUUUUGACAGCACCUUCUUAGUAACUGUCAGGUGGAAGGGUUGGAAAUUAGCUAUGUGCAGGAGUGUGGAAUUGUUAGCUUUAUGAAAUGUGGGUUGUUUAUGAAUUUACUUUGUGUGCCUUGAUGGGUGAUUAGCAACAGAUUUACAGGGCAGUAGUUACAAAAGUAGGUUGCUUCACUCUAAGCAGUAGCAAAGCAGCAGAGGUGGGAGUGGUUCACAGCCUCUGAUGGUGCCUGAAUUUAAUGAAAUCUUUACGCUGCCUUGAUUUUUUUCAUAUAUGCAUGCUUGAGAAAGUAGUUCGUAACUGCCAUAGUUCAUUAGCAUUUAUACAUUCACUUUGCUUGUUCUGCCAUGGUCAGAUCACUGUAUAUAAAAUGUUGUGCAAGUUAGUUCGUUAGCUUGAGUUAUAAAGCCUUAUAGUGAAUGCUUGCAGUCAUGUUUUCCUGCAACACUUGCUCUGCAUUGAAUAUUGCUACCACUACCACCUAGAAUCUCUGCUUCUGUCUCUGUAGGCUUUCAGGCAAACUACUGUAACUAUAUUCAUUUCUGCACCAGCUCUGAUACUGCUUGUCCUUCCUAAGUUUUCCAAAUGAAGAGUUGUCCCCCCCCAGUUGGAGUGACACUUGCAUCUCUUAGCUACAUGGAAUUUGCCUGUUCCCUAAAGCAGUACUUGAGCUGAUGUGGAAAGCAUAAUGACGCUAUUUCACAGAAAAAGGUGAAAUGUCCCAACCAAUUCUAAUCUUCCGUGAUUACAGGAACAGAAAUGUGAAGGUUAAUAAUUACUGUGAUUUUUUGUUUUACUUUUAAUUAUUGUACUAAAUCACUUGUAAAUGUAAAACCUCUAUUAUGGGUUUAGUAAGCUGUAGUUUAUUAAUAUUCCCUGCUUCCUUUACAAUAAAAAUGUAUUUAAUAA